UGGGGCACGGGGACAGAAGGACAUGGACACAAGGGGACAGGGGACAUGGGAACACCAGGACACAGAGACGUUGGGACACAGGGACAGGGGGACACCGUGACACAGAGCUGCAGUGGCCCUGCCACAGCCACCACGGGAUGUCCCCGUGUCCCCAGCCCACCCCAGCACCGUGGGCACUCCCAAAAUCCCCAUUUUCCAUGGAAAAACCACCUGGGAAUGCCACAGGACACCCAAACCCUGCUCAGCAUCCCGGGAGAAUCCCAUCCCAAGGCAUUUGGGAUCCCAAAAAUCCAUUCUGGAACAUUCCCACACAACAUUCCCCUUUUUCCACCUGCCACAGAGCCCCACAGGGUCGAGUCUGUUCCCAAAAUCUGAAUUUUCCAUGGAAAAACCACCUGGGAAUGUUGCAGGACACCCAAACCUGGCCUGGCUGUUCCCAAAAUCUGAAUUUUCCAAGGAAAAACCACCUGGGAAUGCUGCAGGACACCCAGCCCCUGCUCAGCAUCCCGGGAAAAUCCAAUCCUGAGGGAUUUGGGAUUCUAAAGAUCCAUCUUCAAACACAUUCCCACCAAAAACUCCCCCUGGCAUCUCCCCAGGAGAGCCGUGCCGGCCCCCCAGCCUCCCAAAAAUCCCCAUUUCCAUGGCAAAGGGCAGCAGCAGAGCCCUGGAAUUCCAUGGAAUUCCCUGGAAUUCUGCCGGAAUCCCAAACAACCCCAAGGGCCAGCACUGGAAUUCCCCCUCCCCCUCCAACCCCCGGAAUUUCUGCCCCCAAUCCCGGGGAUUUUCCGAUCCCACGAGGGAUGAGGAAGGAGCCCCCAGGGCUGGGACCCCCCCCGGCCCAGAGGGGGGUGGGAAAUGUGGGAAUUGUCCCGAAAUCCCGGGAUUCCGCGGCUGCCGGCGCGCAUCUGGACAGGCUCAGGCUGACGCUGCUGCUCCCAAAAAUAUCCCGAAAAAACAUCCCGGGGCAUUCCAGAGCCUCCGGAGGCAGAACUGCCCUGCCCAGGCUCCUGCUGGCCCCGACUGGGAGAGACUGGGAGCAACUGGGAGGGAAAAAUGGGAGAGACUGGGAGAAAAACUGGGAUAAAGUGGGAGAAACUGGGAAAAAACUGGGAUAA
Molecule: messenger RNA, 1115 nt
Organism: Passer montanus (Eurasian tree sparrow)
Lineage: Eukaryota; Metazoa; Chordata; Aves; Passeriformes; Passeridae
Product: leucine-rich repeat extensin-like protein 5
Exons: 3
Coding region: 138-1115 (325 amino acids)
Source: RefSeq, a predicted model, not a curated record